CUACGAACGGAUAUCAAUCAAAACAUUUUGUUCUGCACAGUUCAGAUGCGGAGAUAUCAGGUUUCAAAUAGCAAGAGACUUUUCAAGAAAGUGCGUGUGCUCUUUGCCACGUAUGCCGAGUUUUGUUGUAAAGAAACUGCAUGUUGAAUACAAUUUAACAUUAGACAUCCGGUUGAAGAAGAAACACAAAAAGAGACAAAAUGAACUUUUUAGUCUGCUUUUGUAUAAUCGGACUUUUGUCUUCUGUUGUGAUUAAAUGUUCUGAUGUUGAGUUACUGGCAGUCACAAUAGCUACAGAUGAAACUGAUGGCUUUAGGAGAUAUGCUGAAUCAGCAGAUAGAUAUGGAAUUAAACAUAAGACCUUUGGAAUGGGACAGGAGUGGAGAGGAGGAGAUAUUGCCAGAUUUUCUGGAGGAGGACACAAAGUAAACAUACUGAAAGAGAACCUGUCACAGUAUGCAGGAAGAACAGACCUAAUUAUAAUGUUCACAGACAGCUAUGAUGUGGUAUUCACUGCAGGACCAGAAGAAAUACUGGAAAAAUUUAAGAAGUUUGAUUGCAAUGUGAUAUUUUCAGCUGAAGGAUUUUGCUGGCCAGACGCAAGCUUAAAAGAACAAUAUCCAGAAGUUAAACCUCACGAAUGUAGAUUCUUAAACAGUGGAGGUUUCAUGGGAUAUGCUAAAGACAUUGUUGAAAUAAUAAAUUAUAAAACUAUAAAUGACAUGGAUGACGAUCAGUUGUAUUAUACCAAGAUGUUCCUCGAUAAAACCACCAGAGACAAAUGGAGGAUGAAGUUGGACACAAAAUCUGAAAUUUUCCAGAAUCUGAAUGGUGCUUUGAGUGAUACCACUUUGAAGUCGAAAGGGGACCAUAGCUAUUUGUACAACAUGAAAACAGGAACAUCACCCCUUAUCAUACAUGGGAAUGGUCCAAUCAAGUUACCCUCAUUUAUGUCGGAGUUUAAUCGUCUAGCCAAUUAUCUAGCUGAUGGUUGGACUACCAGUGGUGGCUGUUUGUCAUGCAAAAGAAAUACAAUUAGUUUGGAAGGAUUAAAGGAAGAUGAAUACCCUGAUGUUCAGUUGUCAAUCUUUAUUGAUCAACCAACUCCAUUCUUACCUGAGGCAUUGGAGGAUGUCGUAAACCAGGAUUAUCCAAAGAAGAGAAUCAAUCUGUUCCUUCAGAAUCAGGCUGAGUACCACAAAAAAGAUGUUGCAACUUUCUUAGAAACCAAUGGCGAUAAGUAUAAAUCUGUGACGGUAGUUAAUCCUGAAGAUAACAUGAAUACUGUUGCUGGAAGGAACUGGGCUCUGGAGAUGUGUUUGAAGACAAAAUGUCAGUAUUUCUUUUCUGUCGAUGGUCAUGCUCAUAUUACAGAACCUAGUUUGUUAAAGAAUCUGAUAGAACAAAAUAGAACUGUGAUUGCACCAAUGGUGUGCAGACCACAACAGUAUUGGUCUAAUUUCUGGGGAUCUGUUAGUGAUAUUGGUUAUUAUGCAAGAUCAGCUGAUUACAUGGAUAUAGUUGCAUAUAAAAAAGAGGGCUUGUGGAAUGUUCCAUAUAUGAACAGUGUUUAUUUGGUCCAUGGAUCUCUGAUGGGAAAACUAAAAGAUUCCUUUACCAGACAAACUGUUAGAGACGCAGACAUGCAUUUUGCUGAAAAUCUAAGGGAAAAGGGUAUUUUUAUGUAUGUUACAAAUGUGAAGUAUUUUGGACACCUGGUGAACUUUGAUGAUUACCCGACAACACAUUUACACAACGAUAUGUAUGAGAUUUUACGCAAUCCUUAUGACUGGGAAAGAAAAUAUAUACAUGCAAAUUAUUCCUCCAGUUUAGAAGAGAAUGCUGAUAUUGCACAGCCAUGUCCAGAUGUUUUCUGGUUCCCAAUUGUUACAGAAACUUUCUGUGAUCAUUUAGUCGAGGAGAUGGAACAUUUUGGUCAAUGGUCUGGUGGUAAAAAUGAGGAUGCUCGACUUGCAGGUGGCUAUGAGAAUGUACCAACAGUUGACAUACACAUGAACCAGAUUGGAAAUGAAGACAAUUGGUUACAUUUCUUACGGAAAUAUGUAUUGCCAUUGCAGCAGAAAGUGUUUUUAGGAUAUUUCCAUGAUCCACCACACGCCAUUAUGAACUUUGUUGUACGAUACAGGCCAGAUGAACAGCCAUUGUUACGACCACAUCAUGACUCAUCAACAUUUACAAUAAAUAUUGGAUUAAAUAAUCCUGGCAUAGAUUAUACAGGUGGUGGAUGUAGAUUUAUCAGGUACAACUGCAGUGUAACUGGUACAAGAAAAGGAUGGAUGCUGAUGCACCCUGGGAGAUUAACCCAUUAUCACGAGGGUUUGAAAACUUUAUCUGGAACCAGAUAUAUAAUGAUCUCCUUUGUAGAUCCAUAAAUGUUUGACAAUGGUGAAGAUUUUGGUGCUUUUUUUUUUUAUAACAUUUUCUGUUUAUUGUUUGUCGUAUACAUGCAGUAUGUAAUAAGAUUUUGAAUGUGCCAUUUUAAUUUUUCUGUGCUUGAAAACUGUUAAUGUGGAAAUUUUCUGUGCGGGGGAUUAUUUUCUCAAUUUUUGCCAAAGAAGUGAAAAUAUAACCUCAGGAAAUGCUUUGUGAAAGCAGAAAUAUUGAUAUGUAGUACAAAUUCAUCCUUGAUGCGUGAGGGAGUCUGUAAUGUAAUUGGUAAAAGUUGUACCUCUUAAUGUUUUGGCAAUAAUAAAGAAUGAUAAUCAUUCUUGGCAAUUAUAACAAGGGAGUUCUUCACUGAAAAAUCUUAAGAACUGAAAUGAUAUCAAUGUUAGAAAUGUGGCGCCUUGACCAUAGCUAAGUAUAAAACUAAUAACUCUCUGUAUGUCUUUGUCCUUUGCAGAUAACCUGCAGACUCCACAAAUAACGUGCCUUUGGUUUUUUUUUUUCUUAAGGAAGUUUUGCCUUUGCUCUCUGAAAUGUUUUAAGAAUGGGUUUGACAAUUUCAUAAUUUUCAGAUAAUAUUUAUAUACUGAACAUAAUGGUACAUUUUGACCUCUAACUAUAGUAUUAAACAUCUGUUCUGAAAAAAGCCUGGUUGUACAAAGUUCAAAAAUUGGAUUAAUUAGGGUUAAAUUGAGGGCAAACAAGUGUAAAUAAAUGUUUUUGCCAAGAGAUAAUUAUUUUUAUAUAUAAAAAAAAACCAACCUUUUGAAUGCAUCUGUUAUCUUGUUUUUGAUUCCAAAUGGUUUUUUUUUUAGGACAUGAUUGUAUAAUUUUGUCUGGUUCUAUUUUUAACUUCAUGCAUGUUUUAUUUUGAAAGCAAUGUGAUGCACAACCAUGUUCCUCAUAUAGAAAGUCCCUGUGCAGGCUGGUGAAUACAUUUACAUCACGAUUUUCGGCCACUGUUGGAAAUAAAACUGUCAAUUUUUAUUCUGUCACAAUUGAUAAUAUUUCAAGUCACAAAUAAAAAUAAAUAGCUUUCAAACUAGCUCAACCAGUGCAAACUUAAGGUCUGUUGUGAUAAAUUAAUGAAAUGUGAUAUUUAAUGUGUUAAGAUUAGAUUUCAUUUGUUGAAAUUUUUAUUACAAAAGAUGAAGCUUGAAAUGUUAAUUUUUACUCAAUUAUGUAUUUUAGAUAAAUGAUUAUAUAUGUGAUUAUUUGUGGGAGUUUUUACAUGAUAAACGGUUCACAUGAAAUUGUUUAUGUCUUUCAUAUUGUUUUUGUUAUGUAGUAUAAUGUAUGUAGGUUGAUGAACUGUUUGUCAAGAUAAUAUGCAUAUUUUCCAGGGGUAGAUAAUAAGGGAGAAGGAAUUUACUGUAGGUUUGAUUUUGAAUAUUUUUACUUGUAUUUUAGUUCAUUUUUGAUUUGUAUUUGGCAGGUAUGAUAUUGAAUAUUAUUUUAACCAAUCAAGUUUUCAGUAUAAAACAUAUGUCUUAUUGUCAUUUUGACAAAACAAUGUUUUGCAUGUUAAACUUUUUUGAUAUCUAUCCUGUACCCAAACAAGAAUGGCCAAUUGACAGUUAAGGAACAUUUUGUUUUAAUGCCCAGACACAUUGUAUGGUAGCAUAAAUCUUUUGACCCCUAUCAGACCAUGUAUUCCAAAAUAUCCUUUCACUUAAAAAAAUAACAUGAUCUUGAGAAUUCCACAAAACUAUUGUAGAUAUCUGUAUAUAACAAGUUUAUAUUAAGUUGAUAGUGUAUAUUUGGAUAUAUUUUGUAUUGAAGUAAUCAGGUUACUGUAUUAAUACCAUAGUUUGAAACCUAUACUGUAUACUUAUAAAGGACACUUAUGAGAUUCUGGAUGGGGUUUACACAAUAGAGAAUAAUGCAAAAAAAUGGAGCAUAUUAUAAAGAAUAGAGAAAAAUGGCCUGAAAAUUUUAGAAUACAGAAAUAAAGACCCCCCAUCCAGUCCCUAACUCACGAUUUACUGUAUCACAUGUAACUUCAGUAAUCAGUCAUGUUUAGAAUAUAUUUUCAAAUUAAUAAGUUUGUUUCAAAUUUUAUAUUUUUUAAUCAAGGGAGAAAACUCCUAGGUAGGACAAACUUAAGUCCCUUCUUAUACAAAGCAAAGACAGGAGCAUUGUGUAUUGCUUUGGUUAUGACAAUCAUUUUGACUUCAUAAGUGCCCUAUACAUUUAUGGUAAAAAGGCAAAUUGUAAGUUAUGGUAUGGAAAUUCUUAAUAUCUAAUAGUAAAAUAGACAUGCUCUUUCCAUACGGACUUUUACAGAAUUAAUUGAAAUGGGUGGGGUAGGGGUUUGGGCUCUUUGAUAAAAAGAUCUAAAAUAUAAGUACAUUGAGAAGAAAAAGACUAUAAAAAUUAUAUUCCAUUAUAUUCCAUGCUUGUUCAGUGUAUUAAAUGUGGCUAUUAAGUGAAUGUACUUUUAUAAUAUAUCGCAAUUAAAUGGAGUAAAAUUUGCAAUUUCUAGUCAUACAUAUUUGAAUUAAUGAAUUGUUAGUAUUGUAUUUUAUAGAUUUAUUUAAUCACAAAAUUAAAUAUUAAUUUUCAUUUUAUGUUAAAAAGAUGAGCUUAAAAUGAGCCAUUGAUGAAGUAUUUUGAUGCGACUGUUAUUGGGGUCUUAAAUCUGAUUAUUUGAGUACUGACCAAAAAUUUCAAUGAUAAUGUGUGGGGUUACAAGAGCAGAAAUUGUAUAUUUAUUUUGUAAUUACUGAUCAAAAUAUUUUUGUGAAUAUGUGAUUGAACAGAUUUUUUUCAAGAAGGUCCUCAAAACAGUAUUUUCUUAUGUUAUUAAAUAUUGUGUAUUACUUUUACUUUCUAAAUAAUUUUUUAAGAAUUCUGAAAUCCAAUCUACUUUGAUACAUAGUUUUAAAUGUUGUAAAUUGAGAUUUUAAGGUGUUUGCUGCUGAAGUCAGAAUAAUAUUAUUUUUUUUUUUUUUUAUAUAAAAGUGAUAUUUUUCAACAAGCAUUUGAAAAAUAGAUUUUUUUUAUUUAUAAUUAAUUGGGGUGAUGAGGAAAAUAGUUAUCGAUAUUUUUUUUAACAUUUUUACAAUCAAAUAGCACAAAAAUUUCUAAAAUUACAGUAUUCAGUGCUCACUUUGAAUGGUUCUGAAAGACAUAUUCAUUUUUAGAAAUGCAAUUAAAUGAGUAGGUUUUUGUAUGCCAAAUGUCGGAAGUUGAAGAAGGUUCCACAUCUUGGCAUCUUGUUCAUCUGUUAUUAACAGAGGACUAUUUGUUAACAUUGUACAUUUGUUCAUGUAAUAUAAAAGUUGAUUAGGGAAAAUAAGAUUAUUAUAUUUGUUAAGGAUCUACAUGUAUGAAUCUCAUUGUUUCAUAAUACAAGGUUGAUCUUUGACAAUUUUACAAUAAAAGCUGCCUGGAGACGAA
Molecule: messenger RNA, 5808 nt
Organism: Mytilus californianus (California mussel)
Lineage: Eukaryota; Metazoa; Mollusca; Bivalvia; Mytilida; Mytilidae
Product: multifunctional procollagen lysine hydroxylase and glycosyltransferase LH3-like
Exons: 21
Coding region: 201-2393 (730 amino acids)
Biological process (GO): peptidyl-lysine hydroxylation
Cellular component (GO): endoplasmic reticulum
Molecular function (GO): iron ion binding; L-ascorbic acid binding; procollagen-lysine 5-dioxygenase activity
Source: RefSeq, a predicted model, not a curated record